Molecule: messenger RNA, 921 nt
Organism: Prorocentrum cordatum
Lineage: Eukaryota; Dinophyceae; Prorocentrales; Prorocentraceae
Source: the annotation of a GenBank genome assembly
AUGGCGCCCGCCAAGGCCAAGGGAUCGGAGAAUGCGGAUGUGAUCGAGCAGAUCGCCAGCACAUUGCAACAGCUGGCGCUAACGACCAGCGAGAUCACGAUCCACGCUUUCACCUCCGCGGCAAGGCAUUCACGGCAGAGGGCGCUGACAUCGGCAGGAUUAACAGAGAGCGAUCUCGAGCUCUCCAGCACGUCUCAGAUCAUAGGACACCCGCAGAAGCUAGCGAUCGAACCGGCCGAGGGGGCAAAGAGGAAAGGAGUCUACAUCGAGUCGGAGGUGGUAGCACCAGACCUAGGGGGGAACGACUGCAAGCUCGGGUUAGACAUGUUCCAGACCAUGUCUGAUGCGUUUGAAGGUUUCGACCAGUCAAGCGCGCUGACGGCAGGCCCGUUGAACGACAUAGAAACGUUCAAGGUUGAAGGUCAUCAGCUCGGGGCCUCGACACAGAGAGGUAUCUCGAAAGCUUGCCUUGAGGCCAACGAUGCAGCUGGCAGUUUAGUCAAUGCGAAGCUGGGAACUGCCAGCUACCUGUACCCACCGGCUGCGCCAAAGAGCAACCCGUACCUCCUCUCGAGCGACCAGCUCAAGCAACAGGAGAUCGCCGCCGGGGCCCGCGCCCUGCAGCAGCAGAGGGCCGCCGCGCGCGCGCGCCGGGCCGCCGACGCGCGGCGGGAGGCAGAGGAGGCCUGGGAGCGCGAGAUGCAGCUGUACCCGCCGCCGCUGCACCAGGAGGCGCGCCGGCUCAUGGCCGCCGAGCCCUCGCAGCAGUUGCCGGCCAGGGCGGCGGAGGAGGCAGGCGGCAUGGUGAAGCGGCUGCCCCUCAGGUUGCUGCUCCGGCAGACCGAGGUGGCCUGGCUCUGGAUUGGCGAGGCGCGGGAGCUCAUCGGCGGCGGCACCAACCUGCCCGAGGACACGCUGUAG